Cyprinodon variegatus (sheepshead minnow) is the source of this 1977-nucleotide messenger RNA. Its product is annotated as V-set and immunoglobulin domain-containing protein 8-like. NCBI's taxonomy places the organism in Eukaryota, Metazoa, Chordata, Actinopteri, Cyprinodontiformes, Cyprinodontidae. The coding region runs from base 139 to 678 and encodes 179 amino acids. The transcript has 3 exons. The record is from RefSeq and is a predicted model, not a curated record.
GCCUUUAGGGAGGGAGAUCUUCCUAGUAGAGGCUGAGCGACGACUGAUGAACCUGCUGUAACAUUUUUAGAGUUUAUUUUAAAUCCGACUUUUUAAUUGACUUUGUUUCUUAGACAUCAUCAAUUAAAUGUAAUAUAUAUGAAGCUACAGAAGAAGGGGAUGGCUGUUAUGAUGUUUACCUUACAGUUCGGGGUUCUGCUGUUUGCGGCUCUUCUUGUUUCUGCGAAGAAGUUGACGGUUUACCCUGGACAAGAUGUAACUCUGCGAUGUGACGCUCCUGCCAACAUCAGUAUUGCAGCCGUGAAGUGGACCAGAAAGGAUCUAGGAAACCAACACGUCCUCCUAUACAAGGGUUCGUUGGUUAAAGAAGGCCAGCAUCCCUCUUUUAAAGACAGAGUGACCUUGCAGAAAGGACGGCUAGAGGAUGGUGAAGUGUCUUUGAUUCUGCAGAAUGUGAAAGAAAAUGUCAAUGGAACAUAUGAAUGUGCGGUGGAGCAGAAGAAUCCGUCCAAGUGGUACUUAGCCAUCUGCAUUUUUGAAGUGGAUGUGGGUUCAGGAGAGCCACCAGUCAGCUACGUGGGACUGAUAGUGGGCCUGAUACUGGGCGUGCUGGUUCUGGUAGCUGCUACAAUCGGAUUUAUCUGCUGCCGUAAACUAAGGACAAGAAAUACGCUGUGAACAUCUAGGUUACUUCGAUCUGCCUCCAUAUUUCUCCUAAAUAUUACAUCUCUGGGUGCUUCUUCCUGCGGGUUAUUAUGGUGGCCUUCAUGUAAUCCAUAUUUAGAUACAUCAGCCUUUUUUAUACCUCUUCUUUCUCUGUAAGCUUGAACUGAGAUGUUUCUUUGGAGCAGAGGCGUCUAUGAUAGUGCAGAUGUUCAGCCUUGGCCUUAAAUAAAAAUAAAAACUCUAAACCUUCACUGCAGAAACUCUCUGUAUAGCUGGUUCCUCAGCUCCACUAUAGUCUCAGAGUCUCAUGCUGCUUCCCUAGAGCCUCUGAGGGAGAUGGAUCCUGUGGUAGAAAGAGACCGGCUCACUGGUUCUGUUCCACCUGUAGCUAAUGUAAACCACUGUGUUCCUCACUGAUGGCAGGAGUCUCAGAAUUGGGCAAACCUGUUGGGACUCUUUAGCUAAAGCAGAAGUCGGUCAGCAGUCGCCAUGAUCAGUGCUGACAGGAAGGAGGUAGAAAGAGGAAACAGGACGCUUCCUAUUGUAGUUUAAUUUGCAUAGAUGCUCCUAUCCCCCACUAGGAGCUAUGCCGUUUCCCACAAUCCUUUGGGUGACAUGACGUACAGUGUCAGCCCAGCUCUCUGAAUUUAACAAAAAUACAUGAUCUCUUCACUCUUAUCGGGGUGACAAGCUAAUGCUAAUAUUUACGCCUUUAUAUGAUUUUGAUUUUAUCAUUUAGAGCUUCAGCCGUUUAAUAGGUUUGUGUGAAUUUUGUCUUUUGUAGUUUUUCCCUAAUUGCUGUAAACCCAAUUUAAAUAGCAGCAUCCAUGUGUUCCGUCCCAUAAUGACGUCCGUACGUCUAAAGGCUGUCUGGAUUCUGCACAGCAGUCUAGAGCUCCUUUCCUACCCGGGAUAGAGAUCUUACUGCUGACCCUAGGGAGGUUAAAUGAACUGGAGCCUUAAGUAGAGGGUGUCCUGCAGCUUUUAGACAUCCAUCAGCUCUAACGCUCCUCAAUCACUGUCAGCGCUCUGAGGAGAGAGUUCAGAGAUUUGUUCAGGAGGAAAGGACCAGAGAAACACCUAAAAGCUGCAGGAGACAGAGAGGGAUGGUUUUAAGAGUUAAAUCGUCUACCAUACAUGUCAGAAAUUGUUCUGUUUGGUCAUUCAAGCAUCCACUAACUGGUCCUUUCAACAUGAUAAAAACAAAAAUUUGUGAACCAAACAUUCAUUCUAAUAAACCUCCUGAUACGGAGAGAGCUUCCCUACAACAUAGAUGCUGCAUGCAGUGAUAUUUAAAUCAUAAAUCUGUUA